AUGGGCAACCACGCUUUGAUCUACGGCGCGUCGGGCAUUUCUGGCUGGGCUAUCGUCAAUGCUAUUCUGAAUGGUUAUCCCUCAAAGGAUGCGUUCUCCAAAGUCACCGCCAUGGUCAAUCGACCGUUGACACGAGAAAUGGCUCUUUGGCCAGACGAUCCAAGGUUGCAGAUUGUGUCAGGAGUCGAUCUGGUCAAGGGGACUCAAGAAGAGCUUGAGAAGCAGAUCAAGGAGAAAGUUACUGACGUUGAGAGCGUCACCCAGGUUUACUUUUACUCAUACAAGCAAUCAGAUGACGCAGAGUACGAAUGCAAGGUGAACGAAGAAAUGUUGGAACGAGCAGUUACUGCGAUCGACCAUCUCUCCUCCAAGCUUUCGUAUGUCCUCCUACCCACCGGAACCAAGAUCUACGGCUGCCAGAUGCUGGACAAGUUUCCAUUCUCAAACGAUCUACCGCUAAAGGAGACUCUCCCUCCAAUUCCCGAGCCAUACAUUUCUCAGCUCUUCUACUACAACCAGAUCGACUGCCUCAAGCGCAUAUCCAAAGGCAAGAAGUGGAGCUGGUGCGAAGUGCGACCAGACAACAUUAUCGGUUUCGUGCCCAACAACAACGCCUACAACCUCGGACAGACACUCGCGUUGUACCUUUCUCUAUAUCGUGCAGUAGAGGGCGAAGCCGCAAAGUGUCCAUUCCCAGGUACAGAAAAGUCCUGGGUGAACAAAUACAACGAAUCGCCACAGGACAUGGUUGCGCACUUCUCCAUCCACGCCUCGUUGCAUCCCGAGAAGACAGCGUCACAGAGCUUCAAUGUCGGCGGCCAAGAAGACACUUGGAGCGGCAAGUGGCCGAUCAUCUGCGAAUACUUUGGUUUGAAGGGUACUGGCCCCCAGGAGAACUCACCGCAACCUGGCGCGUAUAUCGCCGCGCAUAGGAAAGAAUGGGACGAGCUGGAGAAGAAGCAUAAUCUCAAGGAAGGGAGUGUGGAUAGCGAUAUCUCACAUCCGGGAUUUCAAUAUUUCAUCAUGACCCUGUUUGAUUUUGAUCGCCAGAUGAGCAUGGAGGCUUCGCACAAGGCGGGAUAUACGGAGGAGAUUCGGACGCCCGAAACGUGGAAGAUUGCUUUCGAUCGCAUGAGGCAGGCAAAGGUCAUCCCCUAG
This is a messenger RNA of Parastagonospora nodorum SN15, 1158 nucleotides long. RefSeq lists its product as hypothetical. The transcript has 3 exons. The coding region runs from base 1 to 1158 and encodes 385 amino acids. The record is from RefSeq and is a predicted model, not a curated record. Lineage: Eukaryota; Fungi; Ascomycota; Dothideomycetes; Pleosporales; Phaeosphaeriaceae.